CCCAGCAAGAGAUUGUUCUAAGCGGGGAAAGAAGACUGAAAACUCUGUUCAAACAUGGAUCAAAUCUUCAAGCACCUUACAAUUCUCGGUCUGAUAUGCAUAACAAGAGUUGUGGCUGAUGACUGUGCACCCUAUAUAGACUCGGACUUUGCCAUCCAUCAAGGUCAGACCUGUAUUCUAUCCUUCUGUGCAGGGUCAUGCACAAACCGGUAUUGCAAUAUAAUCCCUGGAACCCAGCUGGAUCAGUCCCAGUUCCUGUGCAUUUUGAACAACCUCUAUUUCGUCAUUGGAGCUGGUAUUAUUCUCUUUUUACUGAUUGUUGCUUCAAUUAUCAGUUGUAUCUGUAAAUCGCUCUGUCUGUGCUGCAGACUUUGCGAACAACAGCCUCAGACAGUGAGACGUUCUUUGACCACAUCUAUGUCUGUCACUAACAUUGUUCCUCAACAACCCUUAGUAACAAUGCCAGCACUGCCGGAUAUCAACCUGUGCCAAGUCAUUCUAUGUAUUCUCAGCAGCCUGACAAGGCUUAUCUUCCCCCACCAUAUCCAGGUGCAGAUAACUUCGCUUAUGUGGAUUCACCAU
Staurois parvus is the source of this 582-nucleotide messenger RNA. NCBI's taxonomy places the organism in Eukaryota, Metazoa, Chordata, Amphibia, Anura, Ranidae. The record is from the annotation of a GenBank genome assembly.